AUGACGUGCAUAGCCUCGGCGUAUACUACCUACCAAAAGUGGUCGACAGAUCCAAUCGUUAUCGUUUAUGCCCCAUUAUUGCUGCCUGUUUCAACUAUUCCGUUCCCGGCGAUCACGAUCUGCCCCUUAGUUAAAACGCGUGCAAAUUUGGUAAACUUAACGGAAGCGCUUGAAAUGAUCUCCAAUAAUAUAACUUUGGAUGACGAAAUCUGGAAGCUAUCUGAGCCGUAUUCAGCGAACAACAUUUCGCAAAUGCUUAACCAGGUUUCACUGAGUUUCAUAGAAGUAAUGGAAAUGUGCUCAUUCCAAUUAGAACCAAUCGCUUGCUACAAAUUGAUGGCAAACACAUUGUUGGAUGAAGGAAUUUGCUACACAUUUAAUGCUUUACCGGCAAAUGAAACGUAUCGUGAAGAUGUAUCCACGGAUUUUUUCGGUCUGAGAGCACCAAAGACCUCGACAACUUGGUCCCGGGAAACAGGAUACCGGACUGCUCGGAUAGCUUCCUUUCCCCGUCAAGGCCUCUCCAGUGGGGAAUUGAACGGUGCCUUUUUUGGACUUAAAACAGCUCGAAAAAAUCAUGACCCACUAUGCUCGGGGCCGUUCACAGGAUACAAAGUGUCUAUUCACCCACCGGAUGAAAUUCCUGUUAUUGGGGAGCGAUUUCUAAGAUUGAGUCAAAUGAACGUACUUUUGGUUAAUGUGAAACCACAAAUUAUUCGAAGUUCUCAAUCAUUGAAAAACAUUUCACCAAAAGGACGAUCCUGUUAUUUCGAAGAUGAACGGUACCUUCGAUACUUUCGACGCUAUAAUCAAAUCAACUGUGCCCAUGAGUGUAUUUCCAAUCUAACGCUCAGCAAAUGUGGCUGCGUAAAGUUUUCGAUGCCUAGACUCAACGAUACUCCGGUAUGCGGCACGGAUAAGCUCGACUGUUUCAGGACAAUAUUCAUCGACAUGUACUCGGAUCGCAGGCUCAGAGAGAUUUGUGACUGUAAGCCACCGUGCAAUUCCAUAACGUACGAUACGGAAGUUUCUCAUUUAAAGUUCAAUUUCCAUAAGUACAUUGAGGCGCUCUCUUUUUCGAUGCCUGGCUACGGAGGAUAUGACAUUACGGCGAUUUCUGUUGGAUAUAAAGAACGUCAUUUCCUGGCUUUGUAUCGUCGUGAGCUCGUGAGUGUGGUUGAUGCUAUUGCGAAACUUGGAGGACUGUUUUCGUUAGCUUUAGGGAGUAGUGCUUUGAGUAUUGCCGAAAUUUUCUACUACUGUUUCAUACGGCCGCUGCGGAGAGCUACGAACAGGUUGUACAUUCGCACGAGUGACUACUCUCACAAUCUCAUCUUCUCCCGGAUGAACCUCGUAAAUUCUUCCCAUUUUCCACUUAAGUGGCGGAAGAUGAUCUUCCUGGAUUACGACCAAUCGACCAACAUCUAUCGACACUGCCGGACGCCAACGCUUUGUUCUUCCUUGUAG
Uranotaenia lowii is the source of this 1467-nucleotide messenger RNA. RefSeq names its product pickpocket protein 28-like. The record is from RefSeq and is a predicted model, not a curated record. Gene Ontology annotation, cellular component: membrane. Gene Ontology annotation, biological process: sodium ion transmembrane transport. Gene Ontology annotation, molecular function: ligand-gated sodium channel activity. Bases 1 to 1467 code for a protein of 488 amino acids. The transcript is spliced from 7 exons. NCBI's taxonomy places the organism in Eukaryota, Metazoa, Arthropoda, Insecta, Diptera, Culicidae.